GUCGUAGUUCCCGACGGAACACUUAUCACUGUUGUAAGCCUUCUCAAGCCACGACGCGGGCGUUGUACACGGAAGAGGAAGGCCGGCGUACCGUCAGCUCAUAAUCAAUAAGUAUAAUGGAUAGGUCAAGCCGCAGCGCAUCCUUCCUUGGCGACCUCCAGCACGGCCCUAUGAGCUUAACACCUUUCGAAGACCGGUCCCGGGCCAUUCCGGACACGCAGAAUGGAGCCCUCCUCGAACAAGCCAAUGGGGCCAUGCGAAAUCUUGUCCAACUAGCGUCCGCCCCGACAGACUACUGGAAGACAAUCUACUCCGACAAGACCGGGGCCACUGUUUCUUUGUCACCAAAGCAGAAAAAUCAUAUUCGGGUAUUCAAAGGAGAGACGAUGAUCCACGGUUUUUCUCCCGAGGCGAUUUUCGCUUUGAUCAGAAAUCGACGCUUGUGGGAUGAUUGGUAUCUGGACGGAAACACUGUGGAAGAGCUUAACGACAACACGUCCUUAACUUAUAUGGUCAUGAAACCUCAAACUGCUCUAUCGACUGUCGCGUCCACUCGCGAUCUUGCUUUGGUUGAUCAGCGGACCCUUGAUCCCGAAACUGGGGGGAUCUAUUACGCUAGCACAUCCGUGGAGACUCCAAAGAUACCCCCGAAAAAGAGCUACGUGCGCGUCGGCCUCAAACUCAAUGCGUGGACUUUAGAGCCCAAGAUGGCCUCUCACGGCUCUGUCAGCACACGGGUGGUAUACUAUCUACAAAGCGAUGUCGGUGGUUUAAUUCCCGGUGGGCUGGUUAAGAAAUACCUGACCAAGCGCGCGAUGGUAGUCGCAGGAAUCGAGCAGUACCUCAGGAAGCACGGUGUACCGGAAAUGAGCGCCAGUGACGCCGACGCGUUCAGGAAGCUGGCUCGAUCAUAUUCCGUCAACAGCUCGAUGCGCCCAAACUCGUUUGGGGAGCCCUAUGCCUCAGCGCAACCUGGACUAGAACACGCUCGUUACAUACCCCAAACUGACAUGUCUUUGCAGAGGAACGUGCAUCAGGCUCCGUUUUAUAACAUGCCGCAGGAACGUGUGGGCUCGAGGUACUCGCAGCAUCUAGGCGCGGGUGUUGGCGCAUAUAUCGCCUCCCGUACUUCGCUGGACGGCGAUUUUCAUGAUGAAUCUGAUACGGAGACAAUCGCUGAGAGCACUUUGAAUGACGAGGCGCGGGCCGUUGAAGCUCCGCGAUCGAUUACGCCGGAGAUCCAAGAAGAUGAUUAUUCCAAGACGACUAACCCUCAUCACGCGGCAGCCGAAAACGCUUUGCAACGGUCAAUGGAACUGGAAGCCGACGAUGCCGGGUUCGUUCUCCACUCGAUCAACAACGGAGUGCGCAUUUCCCAGAAAACGGUACCCGGAAAAACGAUGCCUAUUGUUCGUGGUGACGCUCAAUUGGAGGGGGCUUACACCACCCAAGAAGUUUUGAGCGUCUUAAAAAGCGCCGCGGCAAGGAAGAGUUGGGAUGCCCGUUUUGAAGACGGCAAACCACUUGCCCUCUAUAAUCUCGAGGAGAUCCUCACUUAUAGUCAGCAGAAGGGUACUUUCCCUGUGUCAGGUCGAGAUUUUGUCACAACCAACUUGAUACGCUUCGUCGGAGACACCAUUUACUAUGUUGCCACGAGCGUCGUCGAGCCUACGGCUCCUACCAAUUCGAAAUUGGUCAGAGCAGAGUUGCAAAACGCGACGUGGAUCUUGAGGAGCACCCCCAAUGGGGUGCAGGUGCACUACAUUGUUGACGUGGACAUCAAAGGCUCUGUUCCAUCAUCUAUUGUGAAGGCCGUCUCGGUCCAAACACCCCUGUGCAUUUUGGAAGUGAAGAAAUACCUUGACGCCAAUGGGCCGAUACCAUUCAUUCCACGUAAGGUGGCCGGUGUUGAUCCUGGUCGGCACCUCCAAAUCCGCCAGGAAAGCUAUGACCCGAAGACGAGGUCCUACCACCUGGAGUACAAGAAGACCGACGAACACGGAAGCUCCGUAUUUGUCUGCCUUUCGCAGAAGGCUUACAAGAAUGGAGCCAAGGUGACCUUUUCUCCGAAGGAGGGUGCGAUUGUGGAGAGGAUCAACCCAAGUGGAAUCAAGGGCAUUAGCACUGCCAUCAGCGUGGAUGCCAGUUUCCUGAUCCGGAUCACUGUCGAACGAAGCUCGGACGUGGACAUCAGUUUCGCCGUUACCCAAGCCAGCUCAGGGGGGGUUGGAUGGACCCUCAACGGCUGUCAGAUGACUUUUGGUGAGACGAGAAUUGCCCAACGAUCUCCUGCAGCAUCGCAUCUCCAGCCCGCAGAGCGCAGAGCGACUGCGCCUGCCAUUCCGGCAAGUAUGGGUGCAUCAGUGGCGCGCUCUGCAGAAAUCGUCGACCAACCCAUGCAAAUCACACCGCCGGAGUCCCCGAAGGCGCAAUUAUCUGCGCCGAAGAUCACAUACGUUCCGCAUCGGCACACUCAAUCGGGCGUGAAUGCCCUGAAGCACCUCAAAACGCUACUUGGUGACGAGGCCGCCUGGAAGUUCCACUCAGAGCAGCAAGGCAUCAAAAUCUCUACCAUUGAUGCUGGUGGCACUAUGCCUGUUGUCCGCGGUGACGCCACUUUCCCUGCUGACAUUACCGUCGACCAAAUUCUCAAUACAAUUCGUUCCAGCGGAGCCAGAAAGAUUUGGGACGCUCGCUUCGAGGGGGGUCGUAUGGUGGAAUGGUUGAAUCCCAACGAAGCUCUGUAUCACACGAUGCAAAAAGGCCAGUUCCCCGUGAGCGGCCGUGACCUUUCCGCUCUCAACGUCACCGUGUGCGACUCCCGAUCGUCCACCACAUACGUCGUUGCCACAAGCGUCGUUGACCCCCUCGUGAAACCCGAACCCAAACGUGUCAGGGCGGAACUCAAGGUAGCUGGCUUCAUCUGUAACGCCAUACCACAGGGCGGCGCCCAGCUAAGCUACAUCGUCGAUAUCGACGUCAAGGGAUCUAUCCCAUCCGCCAUCGUGAAAGCGGUAUCGAUUCAAACUCCUCUUUCUCUUCACGAGAUCAUGAAGUACAUUCAGACCUACGGAUCACCUCCCUCAGUCAAGGUCCUUGGAAAUACCGGGGAAGGCGUCAAGAUUACCCUCGAGAGCGAAGAGUUUGAACCGAAAACUGGUGCUUAUACUUUCGCUUACGCGGCAGCCGUGGACGGAGAUGCGGCGCAGUCUCCAACUAUGGCCGCUGGUCUCGUCGAAAUCCAGGUUGACCCCAAGACCUACCCGAACGGGUGUGAUGUGUCGAUCUCCCAGUCCGUUGCCUCCAAGUUCCUGCGGAUUCGGAGCGCCGACCGCUGCAUCCGGUUUUAUUGUGAAGUCGACAAUGUACGUCUGGCUGGGAACAUCAAGAUUGAUGUUCAGCUGUCGAAGAAGAAGAGCGGGACUCCCGGGCAGCACACACUCAAUGGCAUACCGAUCACUGCAGACAGCACUGCUCCCGCGACCGGCGGAAGUGCCGCGCCCGCAAAGCGUGCUCAAACCAUCACCUCUGCCACCACUGCUGGCGUACCCAUGCUGGUAGCCCCUCCGCGCACUGUUCGCAAAGCACCAGUGCAAACCGCCACGCCUCCCAACGAACGUGCAGAUGAGAAGGCUGCGAAACAUGCGACCACCGAAAGUGCGACCCUUUCUCCCAAUAUCACCACAAACCUGCCCCCUAGCGUCAUGCGCUCGUCACCUCCAGUUGGCACGAAUACUCAACCCUCCGGAGCGACUACCUAUGUUCUAGCGUUCAUAUCUAUGGUCCUUCGUUUGCUGCGACCCUUCUUGGCACCAGGUGCCGCCCCACUUGCAAGCGAUGUCGAUCCCUUGGACCUGCGCGCGCAAGUGGCUGGAGCGGAUCCUCUUCGCUUGUUGGGACUCGUCGUCGUGAACAUUGGAAUCACGUUCUUUUCGAUCAGAUGGGCCGUCAAUGGACUCCUGCGAAUUUGCUCACCCACUCAAUGGGGCGUUCUGGUAACGCUCUCAGUGGCGGCGUACGCGUAUACGAAGCGCGCAUAGUGCAAGGGUUUCUUCAGUUUUCAACAUUCAGUUUCAGUAGGACACUUCCGUUUCAUUUGACUAAUUCCGCUGACCGGCGUACUUGUUUAGACCUAGUAAAUUCCCCCUAGUAUUAGAAUUAUUGUAGAGCUUUCCAUCGUAUAAUCCUCAAUAUCAUGCACAGUAUUCAUGUUUCGAUCUGCUUUGCGGCGAUUCUGCGUGCUCGAAGGUCAAACGGUCUCGA
Messenger RNA from Fimicolochytrium jonesii, 4263 nucleotides. RefSeq lists its product as uncharacterized. Gene Ontology annotation, molecular function: lipid binding. The transcript has 5 exons. Lineage: Eukaryota; Fungi; Chytridiomycota; Chytridiomycetes; Spizellomycetales; Powellomycetaceae. Bases 117 to 4040 code for a protein of 1307 amino acids. The record is from RefSeq and is a predicted model, not a curated record.